Molecule: messenger RNA, 1605 nt
Organism: Theileria orientalis strain Shintoku
Lineage: Eukaryota; Apicomplexa; Aconoidasida; Piroplasmida; Theileriidae
Exons: 2
Coding region: 1-1605 (534 amino acids)
Source: RefSeq, a predicted model, not a curated record
AUGGAAGCCAAAGUGUCAUAUAUAUUUGCCACCCUCUUUUUGCUAACUUACACAGUUAGUAGCCAAGCCAAGAUUUCAAGGGUUGGAACCAGUACCAGGGUCAUACCGAUAUAUCAAGUACCAAAUAAGGACGCCUUCAUACGUUUAAAUCGCAAAAAAACUACAGAAUCCAGCAAACCUACCGAGUUAAAGGAGUGUAACACAAAAAAAAAUCUGGUUCUUUCAAAGUUGCUGGAUAAAAAGUAUAGAAAGUUGGUGUUGGUGGCUACAGGUUCAGUGGUCUUUACACUGACCUGCUACAAAUUUGUAUCGAAAUUGGUUAACUAUCUGUUGUACUCAAGGUAUGUAACAAGGCCGUACCCGAAGGUGGCAGAUACAGUAGGCCAUGUUCUCCUGGCAAACACAAAAGACAGGCCGAGCGCAACAUUUAUGGACAAGGUGGUAAACCCAGUCGCGAAGCUGUUUGAGAAAAUGCCACUCCUCAAAGGAUUCGUGAGACCAGGGAUGAGGAGAGUGUCGACGUCGUCGGUCGUCGACAAGGACACCUACGUGGUGAUCUACUUCAUUAACGAUACCAUAAAUGAGAGAUACAAGAUGAUGGGACUCGAUCCGUCAAGUAUGCUCAAGAAGAGCUACGAGGCACUGAAGAGAAACGGAAAGAAGGUGGCAAUUGUGCUGGUGGACAUGUCAAAAAACUUCGACGCAAGCUACGAAUUCUUCAAGGGGAAGCCGUACUACGCAGUGCCCUUCGGAGACCUCAGAAGAAAGAGGAACCUGCAGACGCUGUUUAACCUGAUCUACGUGCCGAGCGUGGUGGUGCUGGACUCGGAGGGAAACCUGGUUAAAGACAGGUGCCUGAACCUGUUCUACGACAGAAUAAACGAGUUCCCGUGGAGGAACUUCAGGUUCCUGGACGUGCUCCCGGACUACCUGGUCGACGGAGCGAACCAGCCAGUGCACAAGAGCACGCUCGAGGGCAAGUUCAUUGGAGUGUUCCUCUUCACCGGAAACCCGGACUGGGACAAGGUGUUCAGGAAAAACCUGAGCAACAUGUACGAGUACAUGGACAAGGUGACGGAGGGAAAUUUUAGAGUCGUGACGCUCGAUUUCGACAAGGAGGGGCAGCUGAAGAGCGACAGUGAGGGGGCUAACCCGGAGUGGCUGACGGUGAACAAGAGCGACCAGAGCCACGCGUCGGCGAUGAUCGAGUUCCUGAACCUGGGAAUGCUAAACAGGUUCGUCCUGCUCGACAGCGAGGGCAGAGAGUACGUGUCCAACGUGAACAUCUACGAAGAGCGCUUCUACGAGCCGAUCUGGAAGGAGUACUCGAGGGGAGCGAGCAGAGUGAAGGGCGACAGCAUGUCGUUCUCGCACGUGCUCAAGAGGCCGAUCCUCUUCGUGCUCGGCGACGGCGAGGACGAAAAGGCGCUCGACAGCCUCGAGCUUGACCUGAACAAGGCACUCGCAGUCCACGAGGACAGACGUACCGGCGCCAAGUUCGAGAUUCUGCUGCUUCGCGACCCGAAAAAGUGCAAGGCGUUCAGAAAGCACCUCAAGUUGGACAAGCAAACGAAAAUGGUAAGCGUGCAGUCAGUUAACGACUGA